Messenger RNA from Aphanomyces invadans, 923 nucleotides. RefSeq lists its product as hypothetical. NCBI's taxonomy places the organism in Eukaryota, Oomycota, Saprolegniomycetes, Saprolegniales, Verrucalvaceae. The transcript has a single exon. The record is from RefSeq and is a predicted model, not a curated record. The coding region runs from base 64 to 867 and encodes 267 amino acids. Gene Ontology annotation, molecular function: protein binding; metal ion binding.
CGGGACACCUCGCGACAGGUUGCAACUGGUGCGCACGAGCUCAAACGGGCAUCGGCCACGACCAUGACGACGACGUACUACGAAGUCCACCUCGACCAUAGUCGAGCGAUCGACGGCGUCAAGUUCAUCCCGCCAAAGCACUGGGUCAUCCACCACGCGUUGACGAUCCAAACCGUGGACGGCGCGGCGACGAUCGACCACAUUGCACCCGGCAACAGGCUCCAUGCGAUCAACGGGCAGCGAAUACAUGAAAUGCAAUUCGCACAUGUCGUCGAGCGUCUUCGAAAUAUCGCUGGACCCUUCACGAUCACGAUAGAAGAUGCCAAGCCGGCCAUUUGCCGAUGGGGCGACGCACUGAUUCAAGUCGACACAAGUGCCUGGACAGUGCAGUUGCCCCACGGACCGAUUGUGGCAUACCCGUGUUUCGUCUUGGACCUGUUGCGAGAGGCUGCAAUUGGAAUCACAGCAGGUGAUGUGCUGGUCGCAGUGAACGGCAUGUCUGUGGUUGCGCUGACCGACCGCUCCGUCUUGCAAACGCUUCACAAGGCAAAACAACAGCCCGUCGUGCAACUCGAAUGGGCCAAACACUCACCGCGUGCCCACUCGUACCACCUUCGAAAGUCGCAUCGCACAGCAUGGGCCGUCAUGUCUGAGCUGCAUGCCGAGCCCAAACAUUCCGCGCGCCGAUGUUGUCUCUGCAACACGUCGUUUGGGAUCUUUAAGCGCAAGAAGAGCUGCACCGUGUGCGGCCACGUCGUUUGCUCGCCGUGCCAAGCCAAAUGUGUCGUUGUUGUGAGUUCCAUACCGAGCCACAUCAAGUUUCGGUCGUGCCUCCGUUGCGCUCACAUGGCGUCGUCGUCUGGCUAGUUGAGAGAGCCACGUGGCGGUCUGCAAUCGCUCGUCCAGCGGAAACGUCAACCACA